Molecule: messenger RNA, 6021 nt
Organism: Nothobranchius furzeri (turquoise killifish)
Lineage: Eukaryota; Metazoa; Chordata; Actinopteri; Cyprinodontiformes; Nothobranchiidae
Gene: mst1rb
Product: macrophage stimulating 1 receptor b
Biological process (GO): cell surface receptor protein tyrosine kinase signaling pathway; protein phosphorylation; neuron differentiation
Cellular component (GO): signaling receptor complex; plasma membrane; basal plasma membrane
Molecular function (GO): protein binding; ATP binding; hepatocyte growth factor receptor activity
Source: RefSeq, a predicted model, not a curated record
UUCAUCAAACAGAAGCCACACGCCUGAACUCCAGCCUCUCAGAGGAAACGACCCGGUUCUGAAGCUGAAAGCUGUUAUUUCUCCCAGGAGGAGGACGCUGACCAACCUGCAUGGGUGCCUGUAGUUGGUGUUAAGGAUGUUUGUGUUGCAACUUCAAGGCUGCAGGUAAUCCAUUUGUGCUGGGGCUCCCCCUCUCAUCCUGGAGUGGAGAUGGUCUACUGGAGCUCAAAGUGGAGGACAUUCGUCUGGCUCCAGACUCUGCUGGCCUUUGCCUUGGCCACGUGUCCCUCAAUGGCCCCAAGCCCAGUUAACUUCUCUGUGGUAUACACAAUGCCCUUCUUCCAGGCACAGGGACCCAUCCAGAACAUAGUCAACAACUCACUUUACCAGGAAGUGUACGUGGCUUCUCGGAAUGUGAUUGAAGCUGUCAACAGGAGCUUGGAGAAGGUAUGGGAACUCCGCACUGGGCCGGUGGGAAGUCCAGAGUGUCAGAUAUGUAAUUUGUGGGAAAAUAAUAAGGAUUAUUAUUUCCCAGAGGAUACAAACAAUCAGGUGUUGCUCUUGGAUACCCUGUUCAUGUAUUUGUACUCUUGUGGAAGUUCUCAGUAUGGUGUCUGUUAUUUCCACCAACUGAACCCAAAUGGAGAGGCACCUUCUGCCUCCAAGUGUUUGUUCAGGAAGGACUCGAACUCUGCAGCUUAUUGUCCCGACUGUGUGGCCAGCCCUCUUGGUACCAAAGUGUCGAUGGUGGAGGAGGGUCAGACCGUGUACUUCUUUGUUGCUGCUUCUGUUAAUGACAGCGUAACUCAGCGUUUUGGAAGGAAAUCCUUAUCGGUUCGCAGACCUCUGGGCACAGAGGAUGGCUUUUAUAAAGACGUGAGAGGCCUGACGGUCUUGCCCAGCCUGCGCAGGACUUACCACAUUGAAUAUGUCUACAGCUUUUUCACUCAGGAGUUUGUCUACUUCCUGUCAGUCCAAAGGGAAAGCCCGGAUCAGGACUCAUCACCGUUUCAGACUCGCCUUGGACGUCUCCCCCGGAGUGAGUGGGAGGUAAAAAGAUAUCGUGAGCUGAUCUUGGAGUGUCGCUUUGAACCAAAACGCAGGAGGAGGAACACACGCAGCGAACCCUAUAAGGAUGUUGUGUACAACGUGGUCCAGGCAGCGUAUUUUGGGAAGGCUGGCCGGGAGCUGGCAGAGGAAUUAGGUGCAGAGGAGGAGGAUGACAUCCUUUAUGGGGUGUUUGCUGUCACUGACGACAACGGGGUCACGGAGAAUGACUCGGCCCUGUGCGCCUUCCCCAUGGACAACGUGAAUAAAGCUAUCAGUGAUGGAGUAGAUGAUUGCUGCGAGUCAGGACCAGAGCAGCUCUCCAGGGGGCUUUGCCACUUCCAGCCAUGUGAAAGCUGUCCACAUGAGAGCAUGGAGAACAACGCCACAUGCAGAGACCAUCCCACCAUGGUGUCAAAGCCGUACUACAGAGUGGACCUCUUCAACAGGCAGAUGACAAACGUCCUGCUCACGUCUCUCCUGGUCACAACCAUAGAGCACAAAACCGUAGCUCAUAUCGGCACAUCAGCUGGACGGCUGCUUCAACUUGUUUUGACCAGAUCCAGUCCCAUCAUCUUUGCUAAUUACUCCUUGGUGGAGAAUCAGAGGGUUUCUUCUAUCGCAGCUGUCCACUCUUCAGAGUAUUUACUUUUUGUCGUUGGAGACAAGAUGAUUCAGGUCCCCCAGAGAGGGCCGGGCUGUCACCACUUUGUGACCUGUGCAAUGUGCCUAACGGCCCCAAAGUUCAUGGGCUGUGGUUGGUGCUCUGGAGCGUGUUCGUGGAAGAGUGAGUGCCAGAGCCACUGGGGGAAUGAGUCCUGCCCACCAGGGAUCACUGGGUUUUUCCCUCAGACUGCUCCUCUUGACGGUCAAACAGAGCUCACAGUGUGUGGAUGGUCGUUCCAGUCUCCUUUAAAACCUCCGAUCACCUCCAGAACCCACCGGGUUCGACUGGGACAGACGUCCUGCACCGUGAUUCCACUCAAAAGCAACAACACUCAUUUAGUGUGUAAGAUUCGCUCUGGCGUGACGGAGCUGUCCAAGCCAGUCCACAUCACUGUAGAGGUGCGCGAGGGCAAGGUGGAAGGACGCUACUCUAUUAAUGGGAAGGCAGAAAUGCCAGGGUUCACAUUUGUGACGCCCAACAUCACAGGGAUCCAGCCCAACUAUGGCCCUCGUGUUGGAGGAACACUCAUCACUGUGACUGGACUUCACUUGGACGCAGGCAAAACCAGAAAGGUUACUCUUAAUGAUGUACCCUGUCCUAUCAAAAGGGUCACAAAGUCUACAGGCAAUGUUUCAUCUAUCGUCUGCUUGUCCCAGUCCAUGUCAGAGGUGAGGGAUGUCCCGCUGAACGUUUUCAUCGACAAAGCUCCUGUACACACCACAAAGGUGUUUUAUUACAAGGAAAAUCCAAAGGUGACAGGAGUCCUGCCUGACUGUAGCUUUGACAGAGGAUCAAAGAUUGUGAUUGAAGGCGAGAACCUGGAUUCUGUUUAUCGCACCAUCAUCCACUUCAGACCCAACGAGAGCCACCUCAGAUCUGUGACACGGGAGUGUAUCGGCAGGUCUUUGCCCACCAGGAUGGAGUGUAUCACUCCUGUCUUCCAAAGAGAUGAGACAGAAGAAGGACACCUGUCUUUUGACAUGGAUGGAGCACUGGGCCUUUGGAACAAAGACUUCUCCUACCACCCGUACGGUGAGCCGAUUCCUUUUGAAACAGAAGGACACGUGCUCAGUUUGUACCCUGGGUUUGAUGAAGUGUCGCUGCAUCAUAAAAAGCUGAACCUGGUGAGCUCCUGCAUGACCAUCACCAUGACAGUAGCAGAUGUUGACUGUGAUGCCAAAGUCCUGGAUAAUGAGAUAACCUGCAGGAUUCCUAAAAACCUAACCAUUCCCAGUGAGGGGCUUCCAGUGAAGAUCUCCAUCAAUGGUCAGGUUCACCAUGUUGGCACUGUGGUGAGGGUCAGCAACCACUACAUGGUGGGAAUAGUUCUGGGAAUCCUGGCAGCUCUGGUGGCUGGGGCAGUGCUGGCCUUCGCUGUUAUGAAACAUCUGAGGAAGAAGAAGAAAACGUCCACAUUAGAAACGCGGUUAGUCCACAGUUGUGCUCGUUCUGGUGCAAAUAAUGCUGAGAGGUCUCCAGUUGGAGACUACAGAAGAGUGGUAUCCCUGAGUCCUCCAACCCCCUUGGUGGGACCAGUGGUGUUUCCAAGCCUGGUGUAUACUACGAGAACAGUAGAUCCAACCUUCACUCCCCUCAUGCCGGCAGAAAAGAUCUCCAUCUCCAGCUUUAGGCCAAACCUGCUGGAAGAAGUGAAGGAUGUGCUUAUCCCUGCAGAGAUGCUCAUAGUGCAGCGGCAUCGGAUCAUAGGAAAGGGCCAUUUUGGAACAGUCUAUCAUGGCUACCUCACAGACCCCAAGAACAAAGAAAUCCACUGUGCAGUCAAGUCUUUAAAUAGAAUAACAGAUGUGGAGGAGGUGGAGCAGUUUCUAAAGGAAGGCAUCAUAAUGAAGGGUUUCCACCACAGCAACGUGUUGUCUCUGCUGGGCAUCCUGUUGCCACAGGAAGGCCUCCCUCUGGUGGUGCUGCCAUACAUGAAACACGGUGACCUGCGGCACUUCAUACGCUGCGAGAAGAGGAACCCCACUGUGAAGGAUCUGAUUGGCUUUGGGCUGCAGGUCGCUAAAGGGAUGGAGUAUUUGGCUCAGAAGAAGUUUGUGCACAGAGAUCUUGCAGCACGUAAUUGCAUGUUGGAUGAGUCUUAUACAGUGAAAGUGGCGGACUUCGGCAUGGCCAGGGAUGUCUUUGAUAAGGAGUAUUACAGUAUUCAGGACCACAGAAAGGCUAAACUACCAGUCAAGUGGAUGGCCAUUGAGAGUCUGCAAACACAGAAAUUCACCACCAAGUCAGAUGUGUGGUCCUUUGGUGUGUUGAUGUGGGAGAUGCUGACCAGAGGAGCGAGCCCCUACCCAGAAGUAGACCCUUAUGACAUCACACAUUACCUAAUGAAGGGCAGGAGGCUUCCACAGCCACAGUAUUGCCCCGACCCACUGUACCGCAUCCUGCUCCAGUGCUGGGACCCUGAUCCAGAGCUGAGGCCCACCUUUGCCACACUGGUGCUGGCUGUGUCCACCAUCCUGUCAGGCCUUGAGGGAGAACACUACAUCAGUCUGAACAUCACCUACGUGAACCUGGACCAGCCACGACCUUACCCUGCUCUCACCGAGUCCGCUGAUGAGUUUGACUCGACAGAUGUGGAAGACUCCGACUCUUCCUGAAGGAACAAAAAUGUGACUCAUCUGUGUCACACUCAGCACCGUUCACAGCAAAAAGUAAAAACAAAGCUACUGGUAACUGUUUGAGUUCAUAAACCAGAUUGUAAGAUGACAAAAUCACCCUACCAAUACCAAAAAUAACCAUUAAUUAUUAAAUAUACUAAACAAAGGACAUCUUAAUUCCAAUAUUCAGUAAAAUAUGAAACAGUAGAAAACAAAGCAUCUUAAGACAGUAUUACCAAUUUAGCCAACAUCUGGUUCUAGCAGAUCUUUACACUUGUUAGGUCAGAAUUUACUUUUGAUCCUGGAGACCAGAACAUCGUCACCCUAAUGAAGAUCUUUCAAACAUCAUUAAACCAUCAAUCCUGAAAGAUUUCAAACCGUUCUCCUAAGAGAGAGAGAGGCCUUGAAGGGAUAUUUGGUGUUACUCGUUGCAGAAAGCUGUCUGAAUGGUCUCAGUUUGGAGAAAACUGAGGAUUAACAUGCUAACGGCUAGUUUCAAUGCAAAUUGUUAUUCUCCCAUUUUAAAAGAGCUCCAAUCUACAAACACGACAGCUGAUACAAAUGCUUUUGAAUCCUCACACAUCCAAUAAUGUUGAAUCACAGUUAAUCACAUGGAACCGUGUUAUUAAAGGGACAGCAGUGGCUAACAGAAUAGCCCUCAUUAGCUUGUCAGACCCACUUUCAAGAUGGAUUUUGAUGUAUUUGAAGUUCAUGUGAAUAUUCAAACCUCCAUCAUCAAUUACGUAUUACUGUGUUACUAUAUUAGAAGUAUAAUGAAAUCCAUGCUGAAGGUAUCCCAGCAUGCACUGGAAGAGUUAUGUUUAGCUACCGAUGUGCUAAACAAUAACCAAAGAAUUCCAUAAAAGUACGAAUCAUGUAGAACAACUGACUGAGUCUGGAAUUUUCUUCCAACUGUUACCUAAACUGUUGAGAAAUGAGCAGUUUUAAAUCAGAACUAUCCACUUUGGUUUUAGCUGCAUUCAGACUAGCAGUUAGCCCGUCAGUCCUGUCAGACGUAAGUUUUUAUUCUCACACCUGCUUGCUGAUGCUCCUGAUCAACUCUGCUCUGACGCAGUCCCGAUCCCACAGCUGGAUUCUGGGAGACGUCCUGGAGCUGCUGGGUGUCCUGAAGCCGAUGCCAACCGCCAUCACCAGGAAAGGCAAAGAAGGUUCGUCAAUUACGCAUCAGUUUGCUACGGUGGCUCCUUAAGUCCCUGUUUUUGUACAAUCUAUCAUCAAUGUCCUUCUCUAAAACCUUAAAAAAUGUACAUAAACUAGUUUUUGUUCUGUCACUAGUAACACCCCAGCCUGAACUCAGAGUUAAUCUGUUCCCACCCAGGUUUAAGACCCCUACAGUGUUUUCUACCUGAUGAUCUGCUAAUAAUACACUUAAAAUCCCUCAAAAUCUUAAACUUCCUGCAAAAACGAGUGAUUUGCUUUUGGUUCUCUAAUGAUUAUUUUGUAUACGUCGUAUAAAACUUCUGGUGGUUACAUUUCUGACAUAAACAAUGUCAAUAAAUAUUUAUUUGUUUAUACAGUUUUUCUCACCUUGUGAACUUUGAGAAAUUGUGACGUUUUAGACAAACUUGUAAGCAUUUUGUCAUUUGCACAUCAGUUGUAUUUUGUGGUCCGUGCUUUUGUCCUGGUUGUCAUGUGUUGUUACUGUACCACAUUAAAGUCACCGAGUCAUUU